Molecule: messenger RNA, 1899 nt
Organism: Endocarpon pusillum Z07020
Lineage: Eukaryota; Fungi; Ascomycota; Eurotiomycetes; Verrucariales; Verrucariaceae
Exons: 2
Coding region: 1-1899 (632 amino acids)
Source: RefSeq, a predicted model, not a curated record
AUGGAUAAGGACUUACUCCAAUUCCAGCAAUGUCAGGAUCAGGAUCCACGAGAUCGUAUUGCCCAUCACAGCGUGACAUUUUCAGGAGUAGAUGGCUAUGGAGGUCACUUCAUGAAAGAAAGGCAUAAAUCUCAGCAAUAUCAACUUCGGGCCUUUUCUCUUCUAACAAACUCCCACUUUAUCCAAGGUCAUAAGACUCAUUACAAUCCCACGGAUAUAAGGGCACAGGACCAGGCGUACCUCGCGGUUGUUCCUAAAGCCUUCGACUUUGGAAGUCAUGCACUUGCAGCCGCUAUAAAGAAGGUAGGCGCACUGUUCUGCUACCAGGAUGGUAGCAAGCAACAAGGAACCUUCGCACCACCGGCCGUCCCAAGUCAAGUGAACUACUCUAGGGUGGUACAGUGGCUCGAAUAUUGCAGGUCGCAUCAUGCAAAUCGCUGCACGAGCGAGCAACCUGUACUAGCAGGGUUGAAGCUACUUGACUGCAGUUCAUUCUUGGUGAUAGCUGCUCCGAUUUUAUUUCGGUAUGUGGCACUGAGCUACGUUUGGGGCGGCUCGAAAGGAGGCAGCUGUAAUGGGGUCACGAUAUUCACCGGUGGAGCGAAGGUGCUGCGGUCAUGUCUUCCCAAUGUCGUUCUAGAUGCCAUCCAGGUCACCAAGGCACUGGGGUUGCGAUAUCUUUGGGUUGAUAAGCUCUGCAUUGAUCAAGACAACCCAACUCUGAAGCAUGACCAAAUAAGUCAGAUGGACAAGAUCUAUAGAGGAGCAGAGGUCACCAUAAUUGCAGCUGCAGGAGAAGACGAUAAUUACGGCUUGCCUGGCGUUGGAAAGAGACGUCGGAGAGCUCAGCCGGUAGCAAAGAUCGGCAACAUUAGACUCGUCUCCAGUAUGGCCCAUCCGCACCAUACGAUCACCAGUUCAAGAUGGUGGACUAGAGCUUGGACGUAUCAGGAAGCCGUGCUCUCUCAGCGCCGUCUCGUCUUCACAGAAGAUCAGACCUAUUUUGAGUGUAAUAGGAUGAAUUGCUCUGAAAGUUUCCAGGGCGAUUUGGAUGUUUUUCAUGUAACUGCCAGAUCUCUGUUUUGGGGGGUCCACCAUCCUGGUAUCUUUUCGGGUGAAGAGGGCACUUCAAAUCUUUCCAGCCGGCUCAGAUACUUCGACCUUGCAAGCCAAUAUACAGCGAAGGAGCUAAGUUUUGAGGAAGACUCCCUUAAAGCUUUUGCUGGGAUUAUGAGACACUUGAGGAGUUCCUGGUAUCCUAUAUGCCAGGUAUGGGGGGUCCCUUACGAACAUAAUGGUUACAAGUCCAUACGCCGAGGGUUGCUCUGGUGCCACAAACAACACUGCUGGUCCACAUUGGCGAAACCCCACCGACGGUCUGAUUUUCCAUCCUGGUCGUGGGCUGGGUGGGCUGGAGAGAUAGACUUCAUGGUGAGUGACUGGUUUAGUGUUGGCUCCAAUUCGGCCAGUGUCUUUUUGGAGGUCGAAGUCGGUUGUCUGGUGGAGCUUAAUUACCUACCACUCAACUCUGCAGAAGAUGCAUUUCAGUUUUCGUACCCCCUUGCUCUGCACCUAGACGCAUGGGCUCUCCCAAGCAGUAUGCUCAAGGUCCAAGAUCCUGAGCGACCAUCUGCAUGCACUAUCGCAGGCUUCGAUGCGACACUGAGCUUAUCUCAAGGUCCAGGGGAUCCCAAAAUUGUUUCCAAAAUGUUAUGUGAGGGCAAAUGGGAGUUGCUAUGGCUUUUGACACAGUCUUCAGCUGCAUACUUUUUAGUUAUCGAAAACCAUACCGACUUCGCUUGCCGUGUGGGUACGGUCGAUGCAAAAAUUCCUCCUUGGCCAUGUCAUUUGUUGAGACAUUCGCCGCUGGGAAAGCGACGUAAAGUUUGUCUGAAAUAA